AUAAACAUGUACAUGCGUGUAAAACUUGUUUGUAACAUGACGAUUGGAGAAUGAAUGAAAUUUUUUAAGUUAGCAAACUAUCGACUUAACACAUAAGAAAUAAAUGUUAAUUGUUUUACACGGUUUUUGAUUAUUGAUACAAUGUGACAUUUCUAACAUGUUCUUAUUUGAUAUGUUAUUUUCAAAUGUUUAAACACUUUAAAAAACAUGUGUUUAAUACAAAAUAGGGAAUAUUGACAGGAUACGAAAACGAUAAAAGAAGCAUGCUUCAUGACCUUGAACAAAUGUGACGUGGCAACAGUAAUACCGGCUAGCAACCAUGCUAUUAUCAUAUCUGUGUUUGAUUGUCUUCAUAAAUCAAGCUUUCGAAGCUUGGGCUUGCCUGUCAAAGUAUUCAGUUGCUUAUAUGUGUGAAAACAAUUCGGUGCAGGGUCCGGGAGUCACCCUCGACGUCUCAACGGCAGCAACUUCCGGUUACAGUAACUGCUCAUGUAAAGUUACAGCGAAUAUGACAGGGUUUAUGGCAGACUUCAAUAAUUUUCCCAAUGAGACAGACUGUGGCGCUCAACUUGAUAUUUUAUUCGAUGACAAGAGUAUGCAGGUGAAAUGUGGUGCUUUACACCACGGACAAUCUACCACCGGAAGUUCGGCACAGGUCAUUUACACAAGGUCUCAAGAUAAAACAAGUGUGGACUCUGACUAUUGUAUUUCAUUUCAUUCAAAUCACUCAAAAGUAGAAUUCACAUUAACUUGCUCUGUUGACGCCACAACAACAAUAGGCAGCGCACCUUCAUCAUCAACAACAACAACAGGAGGACAUGUUCAAAGCACGUAUGAAGUGUCAUCCAGUCCGACAGAUAUUACUUCCAAUUUAACCAAGAUUGUUCAGACAUCUACAACAAUGCCCACUGCCGUAACAUCAACAACUGUUCAAACACCUAGUUCUUCAGUAACAUCGGUAUUUUCAGAUAUUACUACAACGACUGCGUUAGUAACUUCAACCACAUCAUUCGUAGCUGGUUCUACAACAACACAUCUUUCGACUUCCUCGUUUUCUUCAAAUGACUCAGUGACAGUGCCACGCAGCAAUGACUCUCACACUGAACUGACUACCAUACAAGAUAAUACAACAACAAUUUCAGCGAGUUCUGUUUCGACGUCAUCGAAUUCAACAGAUGAUUAUAACACGAGAUCUACAUCACUGAGUUUUGCCCAAACGACAGUGAAUAGUUCUUUUACAACGAAUACGGACACUACUCAAACAAGUGUGAUACUAAACACAACUUCUCAAAACUCUGAAGUAACGACGACGAGUUUUACAACACAAUCGACAACUCUUUUAGAUAAUGUUACAUCAUCAACUGACAGGGUAAACAACACAAUUUCAGAUACUACCACCAUAAGCUAUAAUAAUACCAGAACAAUUCAAACAUCAACACAAAUAACUAAUUACACUGCUACUACUACUGCAAAAGACGUAAAUGUUACACAGACGAUCGUUAACACAACGACAUCAGUGCAAACGUUUAACAACACGGCGGGACCCAACACAACGAAUACUUUUUCAACAACUGCUGAUUCGUUUUUAUCAAACACUACAACUACUGAUCUUUAUAAUAACAGCACAAUGGAAACAAAUUCUACAAAUUCAUUGAAUACGACAGCUGAUCCAAAUUUGUCAAACACGACAACUAUAAAGUAUGAUAACAUCACGAUGGAAAACAACACAACAGAAUCGGCAAAUACAACAGCUUAUCCGAAUACAGGAAAUUCAACAACUACCGAUGCUGACAACAUCAAUAAUACAACGGGUACAGUCAACACGACAUCUGAUCCCCUAAACACGACAGACGUUUACAAUGGCACGACAAUAAGCAACACAACAAGUGACAGCAACGACACAAUAACUGCCAAUGUAACAGCUAAACCUGGGAAAACAACACAAGGCUUCUGGGAGCCGCCAUACAUGGAUUAUGAUGUUCCCCAAAGAUCUAAAAAUAACAUUGUUGUAAUACUGGUACCUAUAGCUGGAGUUUUGCUUCUAGUAUUUAUUGCUGUUGUAGUCUACAUCAUGUGUAAGAGGAAAAAGAAAAGUAAAAGUAGUGAAAGCGAAGACAAUUCAGGAGAAAGGAGACAUAGACGGAAAAAACAUACAGAUUACAAACAAAGGUCGCAAAGUGACGUGGGUUUAGAAACUUCAAUUAAAAGAAGGUCAAGAAAUAGACAUUCAAGUUCUGACAGCUUUGACAAUACUCUAAAUUUAGAUGACACAAAGCUGAAGGCUACGUCGUCGUCGCAAUCAAGACAACCUCGAAUCGUAGAAAGUAAACCAGCGAAUAAAAGUAGUUCGGUACACAAUGACAGGCCAGUUACAAAACAGCCGCAACAAGUAUUUAGUGCGCCAGUUGCAGAGCAUAAACACGAGCCUGUUAAAGCACGGGUUAUUGUAAGUAAACCAAGCAGUGACAUUGUUCCAAAAGAGAAUACUGCCAAAGGUUCUGUGAUGCAAAUAAACAGUAAACCUAGAAAUCAGGAAAGUGACAAUCAAACACAGAGAAAAGUUUCUAUAUCAUCAUCUUCCAGUGAAUCUUUCGCACACACAAAUCCGCAGAGAAACACCCCGUUACGAUCGAGUCAGACAAGAAAUAAUUUGUUUGGAUCUAGUGGUAAAAAGUUGAAUUCAACUAAGGAAAGUGAAGGCAACACAAAUGCAGAGGUAAAACGACCAGAUAUUGUUCCGCCACUGAAUCUGACACAGACUGGUAACAAAGCUUCUAGGUUGGAUGAUGACUUUGAAGAAUUGCUUCUUAGUGAAUGUUGA
This is a messenger RNA of Ruditapes philippinarum (Manila clam), 2821 nucleotides long. RefSeq lists its product as uncharacterized. Bases 320 to 2821 code for a protein of 833 amino acids. The record is from RefSeq and is a predicted model, not a curated record. The transcript has 6 exons. NCBI's taxonomy places the organism in Eukaryota, Metazoa, Mollusca, Bivalvia, Venerida, Veneridae.